Messenger RNA from Ctenopharyngodon idella (grass carp), 2007 nucleotides. It is a transcript of the gene adap2, whose product is annotated as ArfGAP with dual PH domains 2. Gene Ontology annotation, molecular function: phosphatidylinositol bisphosphate binding; GTPase activator activity. The transcript is spliced from 11 exons. Gene Ontology annotation, cellular component: plasma membrane; intracellular membrane-bounded organelle. Gene Ontology annotation, biological process: positive regulation of GTPase activity. Bases 189 to 1325 code for a protein of 378 amino acids. The record is from RefSeq and is a predicted model, not a curated record. Lineage: Eukaryota; Metazoa; Chordata; Actinopteri; Cypriniformes; Xenocyprididae.
ACCGCAGCGUUUUGCCGCGGCGAAGCGCACACGAGUUUCGAAACUGACGCGACCGGAGCGCAACAAGUUUAGGUGGCUGAAUGAAGGUAAAAUAACAUCGCGAACCCGCAUCCUCCGGGAUAAACUACGCUUAAAAAACAUAAUAGAGGUAAAACUACUACCUAUAUGUUUUUAAAAGCAUUUCGCAUAUGGCAAAUCGGGAAAAGAACAAGAAGACACUUCUAGAGUUGGUGAAGCUGCCAGAGAAUAGCUGCUGUGCUGACUGUGGAGCUGCAGAUCCAGACUGGGCUUCAUAUACACUGGGAAUAUUUGUGUGUCUUAACUGUUCUGGAACUCAUCGCAAUCUUCCUUCAAUAAGUCGUAUCAAGUCAAUACGCUUAGACUUCUGGGAUGAUGAGCUUGUGCAGUUCAUGAAGGCCAAUGGAAACCGUCCUGCUAAAAACUUCUAUGAGAAAUGUGUCCCUGUCUUUUAUUAUCAGCCCCAACCAGAUGAUUGCGAGGUCCUUAGAGAACAAUGGAUUCGAGCCAAAUACGAAAGAAUGGAGUUUACAGAGAAAAAUUCAGUAAGGCCCUACACAGCAGGUGUCUAUGAGGGCAUGCUGUGGAAGAAAGGAAAGGAUAAUGGACAGUUUCUCGAGAGGAAGUUUGUUCUUUCAGUGUGCGAUUUUACCCUCAAAUACUACAAGGAGGAUGAAUCUAAGGGGCCAAAGGCUGUUAUCUCUGUGAAGGACCUGAAUGCAACCUUCCAGCCUGAGAAGAUAGGACAUGUUCAUGGCCUUCAGAUCACCUACUGUGUGGAUGAUCACACCCGAAACCUUUUUGUUUACCAUAAAAAUGGGCAGGAGAUUGUCAAUUGGUUUAAUGCCAUUAGAGCUAUUCGCCUCGUCUACCUGAAAACAGCCUUUCCUACAGCUAGUGACAGAGAUCUAAUACCAUGGAUAACCAGAAACUAUCUGAAAGAGGGUUACAUGGAGAAAACUGGCCCUCUGCAGCGAGAGCCAUUCAAGAAAAGAUGGUUCAUCUUGGACUCCCUGGACAGGAAACUGCUCUAUUUUAAAACACAGCUGGAUGCCAUUGAGCUUGGGGUUGUUUUCAUUGGCUCAGAGAAUCAUGGGUAUUCAGUUAGAGAGUGUGUCCCUAAAGGGACAAGAGGCAACAAAUGGAAGUGUGGGGUAAUUGUGGAGACGCCGGAUCGGCAGUUCGUCUUCAUGUGCGAGCAGGAGCGCGAUCAAAGAGAAUGGGUGGAGGCCUUGAAAACAGUCAUCUCGAAGCCUAUGAUGCCGCAAGAUUACACCACCGAAGCCAAUAUCCGUAGACGGAGGUGAACACGAUGGGAUAAUACGCUCGGAGAACAACACUCUGGACACGUGGACUAAAUGUCACUAAAUCUUGAAAUGAAAACAGAUAUUCUGGGUGAUUCAAAGGUUAACAUUUGAGUCCCAGAAAUUAUUUACUCAAAGGGAACCUUGGAAGAAUGUCACUUUUUGGGCAUUGUUUCUAGCAAUUAAAAAAAAUAUUCCCACUUGGUGCAUUUUGGGAUGUGAAAUCAAUCUGAGAAGAUUGAAGUAGGUCAGAUGAAGACGGACCAACUGGUUGAGUUCUCUGAGGAGCAGAAAGGAUAUGAAGAUGGAUAAGAUCUUGACUCAAUACAAAGAGACAUUCUGAGCCUUGACCAAGAAGUGAAUCUCAUCUUAGGCCUAUGAGAGAGAAUUGAAUUAGACUCGCAUGUGACAGUGAGUCCACAUGCAGGAGCUGAGACACAAAAUAGAAGCUAAAUAUAAAGAAUUAUGGCUGUACAGAAAUGGACAAAUGCAAGUGACAUGGAGUGUGUGAUAAAAAUGAUAAUUGUAGAACACCUAGUUUUCAUUAAACUAACAUUUGGACAGUUUUUGUUUUCUGAUUUAUAAUCAUAUAAUGGAUGACUGAAUUAUUUUGAUGUUCAAAAUUUUGAAUUCUUUUGUUUUGAAAUGUAUUUAUUUAUUAAUUAAUUAUAUCAUAUUUAAAAUA